Molecule: messenger RNA, 957 nt
Organism: Antechinus flavipes (yellow-footed antechinus)
Lineage: Eukaryota; Metazoa; Chordata; Mammalia; Dasyuromorphia; Dasyuridae
Product: olfactory receptor 14A2-like
Exons: 1
Coding region: 1-957 (318 amino acids)
Biological process (GO): G protein-coupled receptor signaling pathway
Cellular component (GO): membrane
Molecular function (GO): odorant binding; olfactory receptor activity; G protein-coupled receptor activity
Source: RefSeq, a predicted model, not a curated record
AUGGCCAAUAUCACUGUGGUGACAGGAUUCCUCCUCAUGGGCUUUUCCAACAUCUGGGAGCUUCAAGUCUUACAUGCCAUCCUCUUCUUGCUGAUCUACCUGGUGGCUCUAAUGGGUAACAUACUUAUUUUCAUCCUCAUCUCUCUUGAAGGGAAACUUCAUACACCUAUGUACUUCUUCCUAAAAAACCUGUCCUUUUUAGACCUCUGCCUUAUUUCCAUCACAGUCCCCAAAUCAAUUGCAAACUCAUUAAGUCGCAGCUGCUCCAUCUCUUUUUUGGGAUGUGUAUCACAGCUUUUUUUAAUGAUGUUAUUUGCAGCAUCGGAGCUUUUUCUCCUCACAGCAAUGUCCUAUGAUCGCUAUGUGGCUAUCUGUCAACCCCUACAGUAUGAGGUCAUUAUGACCAGAAGGACUUGUGUGAAGAUGGCAGCUGCUUCCUGGCUCAGUGGAGGUUUGUUUGGGGGCCUGUACUCAGCUAGUAUAUUUACUUUGCCUUUCUGUGAUUCCAAGGAAAUCCACCAGUUCUUCUGUGAUGUCCCAUCCUUACUCAGGAUCUCCUGCUCUGAGACACACCUUGCAAUUGAUGUCACUAUGGCUUUUGGGCUUGGUUUAGGGAUUCUUUGCUUUAUUUCCAUAGCUGUCUCUUAUGGUCCUAUAUUCUCAACUGUACUGAAGAUACCAACUACAGAAGGUAAGUCAAAAGCCUUCUCCACUUGCCUGCCCCAUCUCAUCGUUCUCAUGGUUUUUAUCACAACAGGUGUCAUUGCUUAUCUAAAGCCACCUGAGGAAUCUGACUCAGUUCUUGAUCUGUCAUUGUCUCUGUUCUAUACAGUGGUACCCCCAACCCUAAAUCCUGUCAUCUACAGUCUGAGAAAUAAGGAUAUAAAGAAUGCUCUGAUGAAACUCAUAGCCUGGAAAUAUUUCUCAAAGGAACUAAUAGCAAAGUGUUUUCCAUGA